AUUUUCAUGAUUUAAAAAUUAAUUAUAAUUAUAUUUAAUUUUAAUUAUUAAGAUUUAUUCAAAGUUUAUGGAAUGUUCAAUUUGUGGAAUGAUUUUAUAGAAUUUUUAUGUUUUAUUUAAUUUUUUGAGGCUAUGGCCAAAAAUUCUCUGGAUUCCGAACAAAACAACACUUUUAAAUCGCAUACUGACAGUAUUGACUAUUCAUAUUCUGAUUACAGGAUCUAUGAGAUUGUUUCAUCAGAGUAUACUAGGGAUGUGGAGCUAAUGGAACUGGAAGCUGCGGAAAUUGAUAGAAAAAACACAAAUAAAACACUUGAAAUCACAUCUUCUAUGAGAAAAAAAUCUUCAAUUUCAAGUAUGGCCCAUUUGAGAAUGUGUAAAAUAGUAAAUAGUGACAGAAUACUUAUAUUAUUCGGAGACAGAAGAGAUGAAGCUGAAGAAGUUUUCAAAGACUGUAACAUACAGGUGUAUAAUUACCAUAGAGUUAAAGUGCCCAAAUAUGCUCCUUAUACCAGGGAACAAUAUAAUAAAUGGAAAAUACACUGGCCACUCAAGUUCAUAAAACCUUCCUUCCAACCAUUAGAAAUCUCGAAUGUACUGAAUGAAAAAAUGCUCAAAAUACUUUUUAGAGCAUUGAAAGAAUCUAAAGAAAGAGGAUCCAAGUGUGUGUGUAUUAUCACUUUCAAAGAUAAAGUCAUAUCUACAGCAUUUGACGAAAGGGAUGUAAAUAUACUGAAACAUGCCUCAAUUCUGGCAGUUAAUAAAAUAGCAGAAGCUAAGAAAAAAAGAGAAACACAAAAAAUAAAGGACUAUCCGGAUUACUUGUGCACAGGCUGUGAAGUUUACUUGAGCCAUGAACCUUGUUGUAUGUGUGGAAUGGCACUUUUGCAUUCCAGAAUCUCAAAAGUGAUAUAUGGAAUCAAAAAUCAUAAAUUAGGGUGUUUUGGCUCAGUCUGGAAUCUUCAUAAUAUGAUUGAACUAAACCACCGUUUCAGAGCAUUUACUGUUACACCCAAUAUAUCAUUAAAUAAUCCUAUUUCACUUUUUUGUACAUUUUCAACAUAUUUGUAA
Messenger RNA from Theileria parva strain Muguga, 1071 nucleotides. RefSeq names its product Cytidine and deoxycytidylate deaminase zinc-binding region family protein (gene tad3). Gene Ontology annotation, molecular function: tRNA-specific adenosine-34 deaminase activity. Gene Ontology annotation, biological process: tRNA wobble adenosine to inosine editing. The record is from RefSeq and is a predicted model, not a curated record. The transcript has 3 exons. Gene Ontology annotation, cellular component: cytoplasm; nucleus. NCBI's taxonomy places the organism in Eukaryota, Apicomplexa, Aconoidasida, Piroplasmida, Theileriidae. The coding region runs from base 133 to 1071 and encodes 312 amino acids.